UCAAGUUCGAAACAACUUCACUCGUACACAUGAACAAACACGGACAACAAAAAUAAUUGGAUGUGCCUGGUAACCAUACUUUUCUUAUAAACGUUUGUUCUACGUUAUUUCUUGAGUUUAUUCUGAAUAAGAGAAGAAGCAGCUCGGCUUUACAUCCGAUCAGCCAUGAUCGAAAUCUUGUGUAAUGGCAGGUGAUACCCAAGUUCCUAACCCCAAUUCUCAAUUGUCUAGCACUGGCAAUAUACCAAACAAUGGCUCAUUGUUCUAUCUGCAAUGAUGUCCAAUGGAAUUCAGAGAUCUUGCUUUGUUGUACCAUAACUCUUCAGUUGAAAAAUGGUGCAGCUCGUCACGGUUAUGAUUUUAGGACAUUGAGUGAAAAGACUUGGUUACAAUUCCAAUUGCUGUACAUUCUGUCACAAUCUGAUGAUGGAGCCGAGAACGUAUUUGGCUCCAGUAGGACUGCCCGUCUUGUCCGUUUGGAAUACAAGUCUGGUCAACGCACAACUGUUGAUCAACAUUCAUGUGAGCAGCUAUCUAUUAAAAUCAAGUGGCCCUAUUAUCUAAUUAGAAUUGGAGCUAAUGGUCUAUGUAUUCCCAACCUGUUUGGCCUCGAGUUUGUUACAUUGGAACAGGCAGAUGUUCUAUUACCUCUCUGCUCUUUGUGGAGAAUCUGUAAUUUGGGGCUUGCACAAUCUACCUCCGAAGUCAAACUAAACAUUCGAGGGGCUGUACUUGUUCUUACUAUGACUUAUUUUAAAUUUCAUGAAUUCAUCUGAUUUUAUUGACAAAGGGACAACGUGGCAGGUGUGUGUGGUGCUCUUCCUCAUACUCAUGGAAAGAACAAUGCCAUGUAUAACUUAAAGAACACCUCCAAAGUCUGAAUUCGUUAAGGCCGGAUACGCUUCAAGUUCUCCAAGGUUAGUGAUCAAAGCUGUUCUUUGGCCCAGGGGAGGGAUAGAAUCAGUCAGGAAACAGUGACAGUAAAACAAAAAGUUUCAGUUUGUUCUAUUUAUAUCCAUCUGUUUUAUAAACAAAGUUUGAAAGUUGUCAACAAUUUUUUCAUUGUCAACCUUUAUAUACAAGAAUGGAAUAGAAAAGAGGCAAUGAAGUUAAUAUCGUUAAACCUAAGAACUUGUCAUCUUCAAGUAGCACUAAUCUGUUUGUAGAAGAGACAAUGAUAGUGUUCUUGAUUUGUGUAGGACUCGUCCUCUUUUUACUUUGCCCAUUUCUAUCCUACACCUUUGCUGUAGACGUUUGUCAUCCUUUUUCCAUGUGGUAUGAUGGAUUGAAUUCAUUUCCGUUAUUGAGAUCUUACUGCAUAGAUGGAUGAUAGAAUUAUAUGCACCUAAGUAAGUGUAUAGGAUUUUUCAGUUGUUUAUAUAUCCCCUGUGUGAUAGCUUUUCUAAGAUUCUCCCCAUUUCAGAAUUAUAAUUGUUCUCUCUAGUUGUCAAAGUAUGAUGUUGAAAUUCUGCUGUAAAUUUAUCUAGGU
Messenger RNA from Frankliniella occidentalis (western flower thrips), 1489 nucleotides. RefSeq lists its product as uncharacterized. NCBI's taxonomy places the organism in Eukaryota, Metazoa, Arthropoda, Insecta, Thysanoptera, Thripidae. The record is from RefSeq and is a predicted model, not a curated record. The transcript has 6 exons. Bases 252 to 776 code for a protein of 174 amino acids.